This is a messenger RNA of Adineta steineri, 1041 nucleotides long. NCBI's taxonomy places the organism in Eukaryota, Metazoa, Rotifera, Eurotatoria, Adinetida, Adinetidae. The record is from the annotation of a GenBank genome assembly.
AUGGAUUGCAGUUGCAGCGGAUAUAAUUUAGCUAUGGAUGAUAAUUCUCAUUUACGUCGAAUUAUUCUAACAAUUGAAAAUCGUCUGAGCAAUGAUGAUCGGGAACGUUUACAUUUUUUCUUUGGAGAUGAUAUUCCAAGACGAAUUCGAGAUGAUCCAACACUUCGUGGUACACUUAAUCUAAUGCAAUCACUUUUUGAUCGAGAUAUAAUCAGUGGUAAUGAUUUCACUAAACUAAUUACCGCAUUUGAAGCAAUUCAAUGUUUUGAUAUAGUCAAUAUUUUAAAAAAACAUCAACAACAAAUAGAGUUAACUCAUGCACAUCAAUCAAUGCAUAGUUUAACAUCUAUAGUGCCACCUCUGUCAUCUCUGGCAAAGGAAGUUAUUGACGAUCUAGAUUCAGCACACCCAAUCGGGAAAAGACUUUCCAUGUCUGAAUCAGGUAUCUAUAAUAUAGUUCCCCUACCUGAACCAGAAAACUAUAAUAUAGUUCCCAUGCCUGAAUCAGGUAACUAUAAUACAGUUCCCUUGCGUGAGCCAGGUAAACCCUUAGUUAAACCUGGCAUUGAACAUGGUAGCGCCCGUGGAACUUAUUUUGAUCAUUCUUCAAAUACGGAUUUUACAAGUUCACAUUAUCUAAAUGGAAUAAAUGCUUAUAAUGAUGAUGAUGAAUCCUAUGAAUUCCUAUAUUCAUCUUUUGAUAAAACAGAUCUGAUCAUGUUAUCUAAUAAUGAAAGUCAAUCUUUAGAUCACAGAGGACAUUUUUCCGUUGAAAAAAACUACAAAAUACAAAGAGUUGAAGGAUAUUAUUUGAACAAAACCGUUGUUUUUCCAAAUGGUACAAUUUUAACAAUACCAAUAAUAACAGGAAUUCAGUUUUUCACAACAAAUGGUCAUGCUAGUCCAUUAUAUACUGGUGAAGAAGGAAAGAGGUUUAGUGAAGAAUAUGAGGGAUAUACAUUAUGGUAUGUUACUGGAAGAUCGGAUCUAUAUAUUCAUCAAUUACAAUUCUUUUGGCGUCGAACUCCUGUUACUCACUAA